AGGAUGCUGAACGUCCCUUCCCAGGCUUUCCCUGCCCCCGGCUCGCAACAGCGCGCCGCCUCCGGGGGGCGCAGUAAGGUACCUUUAAAACAAGGCAGAAGUCUUAUGGAUUGGAUUCGACUGACCAAAAGUGGAAAGGAUCUCACAGGACUGAAAGGAAGAUUAAUUGAAGUAACUGAAGAGGAGCUUAUAAAACACAACAAAAAAGAUGAUUGUUGGGUAUGCAUAAGAGGACUUGUUUAUAAUGUUAGUCCAUAUAUGGAAUAUCAUCCAGGUGGGGAAGAUGAACUGAUGCGAGCAGCAGGUUCAGAUGGUACAGACCUUUUUGAUCAGGUACAUCGUUGGGUCAAUUAUGAAUCUAUGCUGAAAGAAUGUCUUGUUGGCAGAAUGGCUGUUAAGCCUGUUGCUGUUGCUAAAGGUUAUAAAAAUCAUGAGAAGAAACUUUUAAAUGGCAUACUUCUCAAAAGCCAAGUAUCAGAUUUACCUGCCAAAGAAAUUUCUCCAAGCUAUGAUUGGUUCCAAACAGAAUCCUUAGUCACCAUUGUCAUAUAUACCAAACAGAAGGAUAUGGAUUCAGAGUCUGUAAUAGUUGACUAUCAAGAUGGUUCCUUUAGAGCAGAAAUUAUCAUCAAGGAUUAUUCAUAUCUUCUACAUACUGAGUUGAGCCAUGAAAUUCAAGAGGACAUUACUGUGCGUGUUGCAGAAAAAACGGGUAAAGUAGAGAUUGUUCUGAAGAAAAAAGAUAAUAUCUCUUGGAAGUAUCUUGGACAUCCCCUGGAGAAUCAUAAUUCAUUUACUGCACACAGAGAUACAGGGCUGUACUAUAGAAAGUGCCAGCUAAUUUCCAAGGUGGAUGUUACCCAUGAUACCAAACUUUACUGCUUGAUGCUGCCACCAGGUACUCAUCUUCAGGUGCCCAUUGGGCAACAUGUUUACCUCAGGCAAACUGUUGCAGGUACAGAAAUAGUGAAGCCCUAUACACCUGUAUUGGAUUCCUUAAACUUGGAUUUACAGGAACCACUUCAUCCUCACAACAGAUAUAUCUAUUUUAUGAUUAAAAUUUAUCACACUGGACUUUUCACACCACAUUUUGAUUGUCUUCAAAUAGGAGAUUGUGUUUCUUUGAGUAGUCCUGAGGGCAACUUUAAAAAAUCUCAGCUCCAAGAAUUAGAAGAACUCUUCUUAUUGGCAGCUGGAACAGGCUUCACACCAAUGGUUAAAAUACUGAAUUAUGCUUUGACUAACAUAACCAGUCUCAGGAAAGUGAAGCUGAUGUUCUUCAACAAGACAGAAGGAGAUAUACUCUGGAGGAAUCAAUUGGAGCAGUUAGCAGACAAGGAAAAAAGAUUUGAAGUUGAAUUUAUUCUCUCAGAGCCCACCAGUGAAUGGACAGGCAAACAGGGAAGAAUUUCUUUAGCUCUUCUUUCGGGGUUUGUGAAAAGAAGCUUAGAAAACUCUAGAGUCCUCGUCUGCAUUUGUGGGCCAGAACCAUUCACAGAACAAGGAAUACGGUUGCUGAAGGAUCUUAACUUUUCUAAAGAAGAGGUCCAUAGUUUUACUGCAUAG
This is a messenger RNA of Gracilinanus agilis (Agile Gracile Mouse Opossum), 1566 nucleotides long. RefSeq names its product cytochrome b5 reductase 4. Gene Ontology annotation, cellular component: endoplasmic reticulum. Gene Ontology annotation, biological process: generation of precursor metabolites and energy; superoxide metabolic process. The transcript has 17 exons. Lineage: Eukaryota; Metazoa; Chordata; Mammalia; Didelphimorphia; Didelphidae. The record is from RefSeq and is a predicted model, not a curated record. Bases 4 to 1566 code for a protein of 520 amino acids. Gene Ontology annotation, molecular function: oxidoreductase activity; heme binding.